CCCUUGUGGUGGACCCCGGUAACUGUCGGACCGGAUUGGAAAUCAAAAAAGACAGAAAGUUAUUAAAGGACAUUGUCUCUAUCGUUGCUCCAUCAUCAACAAUCUCAUUCCAUUCAAGAUAUCUACAUCACAUCACCAUGGCAAACCUCUCCAGCCCUCUCCGCGUUGGCCGCGUGGAGCUUUCCCACCGCAUGGUCCUCGCACCUCUGACACGAUUUCGCGCCGACGAUGACCAUGUGCCUCUGCCCCUCAUGAAGGAAUACUACUCCCAACGGGCCUCGGAGCCUGGCACGCUGCUCAUCACCGAAGCUACAUUUAUUGCACCCCAGGCAGGAGGAUACCCCAACGUCCCGAUGAUCCACACUCCCGCCCAGAUUGCCGGCUGGAAAGAAGUCACCGAUGCUGUCCACGCCAAGGGAUCCUACAUUUACUUGCAAUUAUGGGCAUUGGGCCGAGUCGCCAACCCAACCGUCCUUUCCUCUGAGGGCGGAUUCGACGUCGUGUCCAGCAGUGCCACUCCAGCUGGCCCAGAUGCGUCCACCCCGCGGGCCCUCGACGAGAAAGAGAUCCAAGCGUACAUCAGCGAGUAUGCCCAGGCAGCACGCAAUGCCGUAGCCGCAGGGUUCGAUGGCGUGGAGAUCCACGCUGCCAACGGCUACCUGAUCGACCAAUUCACCCAAGACACCUGCAACACCCGCACCGACCGCUGGGGUGGAAGCGUCGAGAACCGAGCACGAUUCGCCCUGGAGGUCACCAAGGCUGUCGUGGAUGCCGUUGGCCCAGAUCGCACCGGAAUCCGAUUCAGCCCGUGGAGCAACUUCCAAGGAAUGCGCAUGAAGGACCCUGUUCCCCAGUUCGCAUAUCUCGCCCAGCAGCUGUCCAAGUUCAGCCUCUCAUACGUGCACUUGGUGGAAUCGCGCAUUUCCGGCAAUGCUGACAUUGAAGCCACCGACCAGCUCGACUUCUUCUUGGACGCAUACAACCGCGCCAGCCCGAUCAUCUUUGCCGGCGGUUUCAAGCCAGACUCUGCAUCGGAGGCAGUCAAGAGCAGGUACGCUGCAUACGACGCCGUCAUCGCCUUUGGCAGACUGUUUAUCUCGAACCCUGAUCUGCCUUUCCGGGUCAAGUCGGGGCUUCCACUCACUCCCUACGACCGGGACAGCUUCUAUCUCGCCAAAAACCCCAAGGGAUACACCGAUUACGAGUUUAGCCCCGAGUUCAGUGCUAAGGCGGCAGCUUGAUUGUUGUGAAUAUGAGAUAAACCGGGAUUUUUGUAAUUAGACUGCAUUCACUUUUGGCUCUUCAAUUACUACCUUGACUAUGAUAAUUGGCAUAUCGAGGUGCAGAUCUAAGUCUUUAAACGUCAUAUCUAGGCAAUGUAAGCCAAUUGGAAGUACAUAACUGAAAAAAAAAAAAAAAAA
Aspergillus wentii DTO 134E9 is the source of this 1421-nucleotide messenger RNA. Its product is annotated as alkene reductase. The record is from RefSeq and is a predicted model, not a curated record. Lineage: Eukaryota; Fungi; Ascomycota; Eurotiomycetes; Eurotiales; Aspergillaceae. The coding region runs from base 138 to 1241 and encodes 367 amino acids. The transcript has a single exon. Gene Ontology annotation, molecular function: NADPH dehydrogenase activity; FMN binding.